Molecule: messenger RNA, 1128 nt
Organism: Brassica rapa (field mustard)
Lineage: Eukaryota; Viridiplantae; Streptophyta; Magnoliopsida; Brassicales; Brassicaceae
Source: RefSeq, a predicted model, not a curated record
AUGGAGGAUGUGCUAUCCCGAGCGUUGGAACAGGUGAAGUGGGAAGAGGACGUCGCUAGCCGCGCCAAGGCUCAACCCAAACAGGAUCAGAGGUCCACCCGAUCAGACCGGGGAGACCGAGAAGAGAGAUCCUCCCAAAAGGGAUCCAAGGACUCCGGAAGCAGGAACCAGGGCAGGUUCCAAUACCGGCCAUUAGAAAAAGAAGAGGGGAUGUCUGUGUCUACCUGGCCCGAUAUCUCCCAUCUCUCAAUAUCUACACCAGAGCUGGUCAACACGCUGAGGCAGAUGGGCCAACAGCUCAAGUGGCCCCAAAAUAUGAAAGCACCUGACUCAUUCCAGAACCCGGGACUCUGGUGCGACUUCCAUCGCGAUCACGGCCACAAAACUGAAGACUGUGUCGCCCUGAAGAUCGAGGUCAACGAACUGCUCCAAAAGGGGCAUCUCCGAGAAUUCCUUUCAGAGAAAGCCAAGGCUCAUCUUAGCAAAGAAGGAUCAGGGAAAUCCAAAGGAGACGCACCAAGCUCACCACCUCGCCAGGACCGGGUGAUUCACGUCAUCUUAGGAGGCCCUGAAGUAAGUGGCGUGAGUCAUGCAGCUGCGAAGAAGAGCACCUGUAAUGCUAAACACGGCCUGGAGACUGCUCAACCUAAGUGCCUACUUCUAGGUACAACCAAGAUAAGCUUCACAGCCAAGGAGCAAGAGAAGAUAUUAGCUCCCCACCAUGAUGAUCUAGUUGUCUCUCUCACCAUAGCGAACUGUUUAGUGACAAGAAUACUAGUAGACAACGGGUCCUCCAGCAAUAUCAUCUUCCUGACGGCAUACCAAGACCUAGGGUUAGAGGAGAAUACCCUGAUGCGCAAAAUAACCCCACUCAUCAGGUUCAGCGGCGAGGUCAAGCAAACCGCUGGGGAGGUUGUUCUGCCAGUAUAUGCUGAAGGGAUCAACCUAUCUACCAAAUUACUGGUCGUGGACUGCCAAUCGGCAUACAACCUGAUCUUAGGACAACCCUGGAUUCACGACAUGGGAGCAGUCCCCUCGACUCUCCAUCAAAUAGUGAAGUUCCCUACACCAUGGGGCAUCAGAGCAAUCCGAGGAGACCAGGAGUGUAACACCCCCGAACCGUCCUAA